This is a messenger RNA of Coffea eugenioides, 1413 nucleotides long. RefSeq lists its product as uncharacterized. The transcript has 8 exons. NCBI's taxonomy places the organism in Eukaryota, Viridiplantae, Streptophyta, Magnoliopsida, Gentianales, Rubiaceae. The record is from RefSeq and is a predicted model, not a curated record. Gene Ontology annotation, molecular function: protein binding. Gene Ontology annotation, cellular component: chloroplast.
AUCGUUAUUCCAAAGUUCGUGGAUUGUGGCGCCUUUUACCCACCGUUAGCCAUUAGGCAACUGUCAUACGCGCCUUAUCAUCUCUCUCUGUAAAGGUUUCUGCUUUCAUAGGUUAAUGGCAACAGCCCACAAUUUGAAACCUGCAAUUGUAGUCUCCAGCAUCCCUUUUCCCCAGUACUCUUCAUUUACUAGUACAACUCCCCAUCUCUCUAGAUUCAUUGGUACUGACCUUUCCAAAAUUAGCCGCCCACAAAAGCUGCUGCCAUCAAUGCUGCUUCUGUCAAGGAGACGAUUGGUUCUGCCUUCAGUUUCUGGAAUGUGGGAGGCCUUGACCGGCGGUAGCUCAGCUCGUGAAGCUGUGAUGGCAAUUAGACGUGGAAUGCUUCUCUUCAGACAGGGUGAUGUGCUGGGGUCGUUGGUGGAAUUUGACAGGGCAAUUGAACUUGAUCCUCGACAGAAAGCCCAUCUUUGGCAGAGGGGACUGUCGUUAUACUACCUUGACAGGUUUGAGGAAGGUGCAGAGUAAUUUCGGUUGGAUGUUGCUCAAAACCCAAAUGAUACAGAGGAAUCAAUAUGGUGUUUCCUUUGUGAAGCUCAAUUAUAUGGAGUAGAUGAAGCAAGAAGAAGGUAUCUUGAGGUUGGUAGAGACCCUCGUCCUGUCAUGAGAGAGGCAUACAGCAUGUUCAAGGAUGGUGGUGAUCCAGAAAAGCUUGUGGCUGCAUUUUCUGGUGGACGGGAGAAUGAGUAUUUCUAUGCUUCUCUAUAUGCUGGACUUUAUUAUGAAUCCCAGGACAAACAGGAUGAAGCAAAACGUCACAUUGUUGCUGCUUGUCAAUCUCCUUAUGGACUCAGGUCCGAUGACUACAUGGCUUCUCUUGCCAAAGUGCAUUGCCUGUGUAGAAAUUGGGGCUCCACUUGAGAAUACAACCAUGACCCGGCAAGGUUUGAUCAAUAUUUUCCUGAGUGCUUUCAACAGAUUCUGAUUCUAGGUUCCCUAUGUAUUGCUUCACUUGAUUAGGAGGACGCAAUCAGGAUACUAUUGGAAAUGAAUCUAAAGGAUCUCCUUAGCGUGCAUCACGUAUGAUCUUCAGGCACCUCAUCAUAGAAACCUGAGCUCUGCGAUCUGUUGUUAAGAAGGGUCCAUAGACCUCAUCAUGGAAUUUUACUCGUGACUUCUUGCAGAAUAUCAAAAUCUUCUGUGAGGAGGGGAUAUAAAAACCAUUGCGUAUGCUGCAUCACUCAGUUGUUGCAGAAAGUACCACAGAUGAAGUUGUUUCGCGCAAGUUCAAAGAACACCUUGUUAGGAAUUUGUGUAUUGUGUAAUAUGCCUAGUACAUGCUCUAUCAGUUGGUGGUUAACUAGCACAAUUCUGCAUAUCUAGUGGCUUUAACCACGCAGAUGUGUAUUGACGAA